CUCGAAUUAUAGUGGAGGUGUGAGAGUCUUAACUACAAAAAAAAAAAAAAAAAAAAAAAAAAAAUUGUCCAUUAUAUCUUAAUAUUUUAAUAUUAUAAUUAUUGAAAUGUAGAAUGACAAUUUUGCCCCGUCAUAUUAGCUCUCCUCUCCUCUCUUGACGCCUCCUAACGCGGCCUGUCUUUCCAUUGCCAUAUUGUUCUUCUUUAGUGGAAGAUUGGGUGUUGAGUUUUAAUUGCAAAAUAAUUGAUUUGUGUGAUUUAUUUACCCAAAAAAAAGAUAAAUAAACAUAAUUGAAGGGCUAUAUCUGUCCAUUUUGAUGUAAUUAGGGCAUUGAGCCCCUCCCACAUUUGGUGUUUUUUUCUUUGGCCAAAUUUCACUAAACCCAUAUGGCGUCAAAUAUACUAUCGAAAGUUAAAAGAUAUUCCAUUAUUAUUAUUAUUUUUUUAUAGGGCAGCAAAUAUACAUAAUUUAUCAGAGGUUGCAAAUACCAUGUUAUGUAUGAACUUAUUUAGACGAAAAUUCUCUUGAACAUGCAACACUCCUAAUUUCUUAUAUGUAAAAUCAACAAAGGGUAAAAUGGACAAGCAAAAGGAUAUAUUUAUCAAAACAAUAACUUGGGGGAAUUGAAGUUUUGGAAAAUUAUAGGUACACUUGUGAAAAAAAUUUUAAAAAAAGAAGAAAAGUGGAGAGUAUUUUGUAAUUUUUUGAUAAUAUAAAAAAAACAAAAAAAAAACACUCCACUUGUCCUCUUAAUUUGAUGUUUGAAAAGACUAAUUGUGAGCCUAUUUAACAAUUUCAUGGAUAGAUUAAUCCGUGGGACUAAACUGGGGAGCAUAAAUCAAGUUUUCUAGGCAAGAUUUACUAUCCCUCUGUCCAAAUACUUGAUAAUUGCAAGCCCUUCAUUUUUCUUUAUUUAUUUAUGUGUUUAUUUUUUUAUUUAUUUACAAGAUGUUAGAUAUGCAAAUAACAUACCCUUUUGCAUAUCAUAGGACCUCAUAAUGGAUCAACCUUCUAGAGUAUAUUUAAAGCAUGGCAUUAAAAAAGAGUUCUGGAUUUGUAUAUGUAGUGUGUAUAUUGUAGUUAACCACUCGUUAUAGUAUGAUUAAAUGUGGGAAGUGGGAUGUGGGACAUUGAAAAAUUAGUGCUCCAUUUCUAUUUCUGAGACAUGAUUAGACUUAGAACAAUGAUGAAAGAGUGAACAAAAAGAGACACCUUUUGAUUGGUGAAUGUUGUAAAAGAUACUCAAAAUGAAGGAAUGGUCUAUAUUUUCAUUCUAUGCCAGUUUGGGAAGGUAGAAGGCGAGGGUUGUAUGAACUUAUGAAGCUAAUCUUUGGGAUUUGGUAGUGAAGCAUCACUAAAAUAAAGUAGCAAAAUUUUAAUUUGCAAGGAUAAUGAUAUUAUGUUCGAAAAUUGGAGAACUCUAAAUAAAAUUAAUUGAGUUUGUCCUCUUGUACUUUCUGUUAUUACUAUCACCUAAAAUUUAAAAUGUUAGUACUUAAAAUUCACUUUUCAAUGCUUAGGAAACAAAAAACGAUUACAUUUAAUAUAGUUUUUUUUUUUUUUUUAUUAUUAUUAUUUUUUUAUGAUUACAUAUGUGGCGAUAUUGUGUACGGGUGUGUGAGCGUGUGUAAGUAACACUAGUAAGCUAUCACAUUAGACGAGUCACAGGUGCACAAUCUCCUAUUGCCUGGGUGUGGAGGGGACAAGUGCUAUAUGUAGAUUUUAACACCCUUCUAUGACACAAUGCGUUUUAAAGUCAUGAUGGCCGUGAAUCUAUCAGAACUCCAAAAGUUAACCAUAUUGUGCAUGAAUAGGGUUAGGAUUGUUACAAAUGGUAUUUGAUCCAGCCGAAAGUGUAGCUAACAAGGACAUUGGCUGCCAAAGGGGAGUGAUUGUGGCCACCUUAAAGCUGCUAGAACUCUAGAGUUAAGCUAACCUGGCGUAGUAUCAGCAUAGGUUGGGAGUCAAAAAAGGAUAAUAUUGUGUUUGGAUAAUGUAAAGAUUGUUACAACAUAUGACAUCACCUAUCUCUCUCUCUCUCUCUCUCUCUUGAAAAAAAAUGAAAAUUAUUUUCUUUUCAAGUCAUACAAAUUAAUGAAACAAGAAUACCAAACGUUACCAAUGAAUAAACAAAUUAUACAACAAAGCUUGUUGUAGCAUAGUGAAAAGUGCUAGUAAUCCUAAGUUAUUCAUGUUAAUCCAUAUAUUGGCACUCAAAAACUGAUAAACUGCUGGUAUUUGACCCCUUCUGUGCUUAUACUUAUCACAUUGCUUAUGCAAAAACUUCACAUAACUACUAAUAAAACAAUUUUAUAUUAUUUAUACAACACCAAUCACAAGUGUUAGCACUAACAAUAAACAUUUAAGCGCAGGAUCAAGGCACAAGAUUUUACAAUACACACACAUGCAUAUAAAUAUAUAUAUUCAAGUUCAAGCAAAUGCUAAUAUUAAAGGGCCCACUUUCUUACUUUAUGCAGUAAUAAUGGUGACAAAGAACGGGAUCAAACCUAGUAAUGAUGAAACCCGCCGUUCAAAAAUGCUUUUUAGCUCUUUAUGUACAAAGCCACAAAAGAUGACACGCGCACGAGUGGAGAAACAAAUGAAACAUUUUCUUCAGAACUGGGACCCCUCUCUCAUAUCAUAUCAUAUCAUAUAAUAUGGCAGAGAAUAUAUAUGUACCUCCACUUGUUUUCUUGCAUUUUAGUCACUCAUUCAAGAGACUUGCACAACAGUUCACUAACAAACCACCAUUUUAAAUAUCAGUCUCUUCUUACUCUUGUUCUUGGUUCCUCAUUUCCAACUCAAAAGAGUGAAGCAACAAACCAAAGAAUGUCUUCAAGCUUGGGUGGCGCCAAAUGCGCAUCAAAUAAGCUCAAAAACAUAGAGGAAGACCGCCCGGCUUGUUGGCUUCCGGUGGCGUGCCACCCACCGGAAACUCCUACCGAGUCGAUGGAGUUUCUUGCUAGGACAUGGAGUCUCUCAGCUACGGAACUCUCCAAAGCUCUUUCCCACGCAAAUAUAGCAUCGGACCAUCUUGACAAGCCACCUUUGUUGUUGUGUUCGGUUGGCGGUGAAGCACAACUUUCAAGCUCUAUCGUUUCAAGGGAAUCUCAACUUCAACCACCACCAACCGCCGAUAGCCCUCCAAUUUCUCCAAGAGGAAGUUAUGAUACAAAGGAACUAUUUAUACUUCAUCAAGUACUCAAUCAUGUAUCUAGUCAACAGUCACUCAAAAAUGGGCUCUACAGGAGCAUCAUGAAGGGAAAGACAAUGGGUAGAUUGUUGAAAUGCCAAAAAGAGAGGAAGCAGGAGGUUAGAACUCACAAUGCUCAAUUGCACGCAGCGGUGUCUGUGGUGGGGGUUGCUGCUGCUGUGGCAGCUCUUGCUGCCUCAUCGGCGACAUCUCCUGAAAAGUCGAUGACUGCCCAUAACAAGGAACACUCCAAAACAUCUGCUGCAAUUGCAUCUGCAGCUGCUCUAGUAGCAUCACACUGCAUAGAGAUUGCAGAGGAUAUGGGAGCUGAACAUGAACAAAUCCUAUCUGUUGUCAGUUCUGCAAUAAACGCAAGGACUAAUGGUGAUAUCAUGACCCUAACUGCUGGAGCAGCCACUGCCUUGAGAGGGGCUGCCACACUAACGGCAAGACUGCAGAAAGAUUACGGAGCCACAACCAUUGCUCUGGCCGAACAGGCAGAAGAAGGUAAAGAAUUGAAGGUCACAAAAGCAUUGAACUUCAUUCUGAAAGGGGGAGAACUUCUCAAGCGUACAAGAAAAGGAGCACUCCAUUGGAAGCAAGUCUCUUUCAAGAUAAAUUCAAAUUGGCAGGUGAUAGCUAAAAUGAAAAGCAAGCACAUGGCAGGAACAUUCACAAAGAAAAAGAAAUGUAUAGUCUCUGGAGUCUACUGUGACAUGCCGUCAUGGACUGGACGAGAGUGGGAGGGGAGCAAUGAGCAGAGGGCUUACUUCGGGAUAAAAACUGCAGAGAGAAUUAUUGAAUUCGAAUGCAGAAGUAAAGACGACAAAGAGAUGUGGAUAGUGGGGAUUCAACAUAUGUUAAAUUGCCGAGCCAACAUGCAUGAUUUCAAUUAAAAAAGG
Messenger RNA from Cornus florida, 4095 nucleotides. RefSeq names its product VAN3-binding protein-like. NCBI's taxonomy places the organism in Eukaryota, Viridiplantae, Streptophyta, Magnoliopsida, Cornales, Cornaceae. Bases 2554 to 4089 code for a protein of 511 amino acids. The transcript has 9 exons. The record is from RefSeq and is a predicted model, not a curated record.